Messenger RNA from Vigna radiata var. radiata (mung bean), 1068 nucleotides. RefSeq lists its product as uncharacterized. The record is from RefSeq and is a predicted model, not a curated record. The transcript is spliced from 3 exons. NCBI's taxonomy places the organism in Eukaryota, Viridiplantae, Streptophyta, Magnoliopsida, Fabales, Fabaceae. The annotation marks the transcript as partial.
AUGUCUGCUGAUGUCACAUUCUUUGAGGAUACACCCUUUUUCUUGUCCUCCGUGGAGGAUCGUUCAUCUGUUCAACAAAUGUUUCCUCUACCAUCAUGUGAUCCUUUGAUUAUUCCUGCUUCUGUACCUCAAACUCAAAAUGUGAAUGACACUGUUCCUCCACCUCUUCUCACAUAUCAGCGUCGGAGACAAUCUCAAACUCAGAACAACGGAGAUCAUCGAGACUCAUCUCCUCCUCCAUCAGAUCCCCAAACCAUGGAUCCUUCAUCCUCCUCGUCUUCUCUUGACUCAGAUAAUGAUUUGCCCAUUGCCCUUCGGAAAGGUAUUCGUUCUACUCGUAAUCCAUAUCCUAUUUAUAAUUUUUUGAGUUAUCAUCGUUUGUCUCCUUCCUAUUUCUCUUUUGUUUCCUCCUUAUCCUCCCUUAAGACUCCUAAUAAUAUUCAUGAGGCACUUGAUCAUCCUGGAUGGCGUCAAGCCAUGGUUGAUGAAAUGCAGGCCCUUGACCACAAUGGUACUUGGGACCUUGUCCCUCUUCCUCCUGGUAAGAAGCCUGUUGGUUGUCGAUGGGUUUAUGCUAUUAAGGUUGGUCCUACUGGGAAUGACAUCACUAGAAUUACUCAACUGAAGAAUCAUUUAUUCAACCACUUUCAGACUAAAGAUCUGGGUCGUCUAAAAUACUUUCUUGGUAUUGAAGUGGCACAGUCAAAAGAAGGUGUCAUCAUUUCACAAAGGAAAUAUGCUCUUGAUAUUUUAGAGGAAACAGGCUUGACAAAUUGCAAGCCCAUUGAUAGUCCUAUGGACUCAAAUCAAAAGUUAAUGAGAGAUCAAGGUGAACCUUUCUCAGACCCAGAGAGAUAUAGAAGGUUGGUUGGAAAACUCAUAUAUCUCACAAUAACAAGACCUGAUCUUUCUUAUCCAGUGGGGAUUAUAGGAAAUCCAGGACAGGGAUUGUUGUAUGAGGAUAAGGGAAGCACUCAGAUUGAAGGAUAUUGUGAUGCAGAUUGGGCUGGUUCUCCAAUUGAUCGAAGAUCUACUACAGGAUAUUGUGUUCUACUUGGAGGAAACCUU